Messenger RNA from Eutrema salsugineum, 1404 nucleotides. RefSeq lists its product as uncharacterized. The transcript has 2 exons. The record is from RefSeq and is a predicted model, not a curated record. NCBI's taxonomy places the organism in Eukaryota, Viridiplantae, Streptophyta, Magnoliopsida, Brassicales, Brassicaceae. The coding region runs from base 1 to 1404 and encodes 467 amino acids.
AUGGCUCAGUUUAUAGACGGUUUACAAGAGCGUAUAGCCCGUAAGGUGGAACGAGAUCAAUAUAGUGGGAUGCAUGAACUCUUUCACUUGUCAGUGCAAGUGGAGCAGCAGAUCAAGCGCAAAACGGCCUUGUCAAAUAGAAACCGUGCCCCUCAGACCUGGAACGCUAGUAGUUCCAAACCGGUGGACAAAAGAAAGGCUAUAGAAAUCGAUUCACGCUACAAAGGCAAAGCUCCAAAACAGCUAAGACCUCACGUGUGGAGCAAGGGAGUGCCCAAAUCAGCGUGUAAUGGUGUUGCUACCCGUGGAGACUAUGAGUCUCAAGAUGAGCUCAAUGAUGAGCCAGAUGAUCUCGAAGAAGAAGUAGAGUACCCUGACAUGGGAGAUCUCUUGGUGACUCAACGUGUGCUCAGUGUCCUUGUCAACCCUGAGGAGAAGCUCCAACGUGAAAAUUUAUUUCACAUUCGUUGCACCAUCCGAGACAAGGUAUGUAACUUAGUCAUUGAUGAAGGAUCGUGUGCUAAUGUUGGUAGCAAGUUUAUGGUGGACAGGUUGGGACUAGAAACCGUUAAUCACCCUCGACCAUACAAGCUACAAUGGCUCAAUGACAUGACCGAGCUGAAAGUUACUGAGCAAGUCAUCGUUCCCUUCAGUGUAGGCAAAUACCGAGAUCAAGUCUUGUGUGAUGUAGUGCCGAUGCAGGCUGGACAUCUUUUGCUAGGGAGACCUUGGCAAUAUGAUCGCGUCACAUUGCACAAUGGACAUACCAACUUCUAUUCAUUCACUCACAGAGACCACAAGUAUAACUUGGCCCCACUUACACCCUCCGAGGUACAUGAAUUACAAGCUAGAAUGAGCAAGGAGCACCAGGUAAGUAAAACUAACUUAUAUUUCACUUCUGGUGCCAUUUCAAAAACUUUAAGUGCCAAAGGCACUGUGCUACUAAUGGUCUACAAAGAAUGCUUGAGCGCAGGAAAUAAGGAGUUAGACAUACCCCCGGAGAUUCAAGCUCUCAUUGAACGAUUCAAGGAUGUUUUUCCUGAUGAAAUACCAGCCGGCCUGCCCCCCAUUCGAGGAAUUAAGCAUCAAAUAGACCUCAUUCCAGGUGCAGCAUUGCCCAACAAACCAGCCUACAGAAUGAAUCCCGAGGAAAGCAAGGAGCUUGAGAUGCAAGUAAGAGAAUUGAUGGACAAGGGCUAUGUGCAAGAGAGCCUCAGCCCGUGUGCGGUCCCUGUGUUGUUAGUGCCUAAGAAAGAUGGCACUUGGAGGAUGUGCGUCUAUUGUAGGGCUGUUAACAUCACAAUCAAGUACAGACACCCUAUAUCUCGUCUUGGCAACAUGCUUGAUGAACUAAGUGGUGCAACAAUCUUCUCAAAGGUGGAUCUCAAGAGUGGGUACCACUAG